AUGACCACUCGUCGAGUUCUGCUUCUCGAUGGAAUUUCUGUCUGCUUACUGGCCCUCUCUCUAGGGUCAGGGUCAGCAAACAUCUUCCUGUGUAAUGAUGGGAAUGUUUGGAAUAAGCAAGCAUGCGACAAAGUUCUUCGGCUGAGAGGAGGAGUGAUGUGGGUUGGCGGAGGAAAGACUUUCAACAGGACUCACGACCCAUCGGCAAGUCCGGAAGACGUCGAAGACACGUUUGCUCCUCUGAGAUCGAGGUCCGAGAGCGCGAAUCGUAUCAAGCAGCUGGUGCAGAAGUAUGGAUCAAAAUAUCGAACGAAUGAGAUUGUCAGUCUUGAAGAAGAAGCAAAAUAUCUGAUCCGAGCACAAAAGCUUCUGCGAGUGCAGUCGCUUUCUGUGGAGUUCAGUGCUGCGAGCCAGUUUCAGAGUUAUGUGGUUGGAGAUCUGUCUUUCAAGAGUCACAGGGUUGGAUACAUGUUUGGGCAUGUCGACAAGAACAGGAACGUGUUCUGCGAUGUCAUCUAUGAGCCUCCACAGCGAGGAGACGAGGAAGCUUACAACCUGACGGAGGUGGAUCCCGAUGAAGAAAAAGUUGAGCGUCUUGCGUCAUUGCUGGGGAUGCGGAUGGACGUCAUGCUGGCAUGCUCGCUACAACACAAGAUGGAGAAGAAACAUGGAUACGACUUUGCGAGCUCCAUGGUGUCGGCGGUGAUCACUCGAAAUGAGACAACGGACUCUAUCGUCUUCGAAGCAUAUCAGAUCAGCGAUCUCUGUCUAGACAUGUACCGCAGGGACAUCUUGGUCCCUCCCAACAACCCCAACAGAGGAUACACAAGAACUGUCCAAGAUGUGCUUGUAGAGCGGAAAGACACACAGAAGGUCGACAACGACUUCUUUAUCAACACCGUUCCAAUCAAGACGCACAAUUCUGAGAUUUGGGGAAACCGUGAAGCUUUCUUCCCUGUCAAGAACCGACCGGGACAAGAUCAGAACAGGAUGGAAGUGAAACACAUCCUGCUGUCCCACGAGGAGGUGCCCUUCUGCAUCAGAAUGCGCGACUUUCACAUGCUCCUCUACCUGUCGAACAUGUUGGAUCCUCUUACAGACCUUCCUAUCAUCUGCAAGUCGGUCAGGGAGGACGUUGAGCUGCAGCAAGGACAUAUCGAGCUAGUCAAAUCCAUUGCCUACAUGAAGUGA
Molecule: messenger RNA, 1191 nt
Organism: Guillardia theta CCMP2712
Lineage: Eukaryota; Cryptophyceae; Pyrenomonadales; Geminigeraceae
Exons: 20
Coding region: 1-1191 (396 amino acids)
Biological process (GO): ubiquitin-dependent protein catabolic process
Cellular component (GO): nucleus
Molecular function (GO): ubiquitin binding; ubiquitin protein ligase binding
Source: RefSeq, a predicted model, not a curated record